This is a messenger RNA of Mytilus trossulus (common blue mussel), 2375 nucleotides long. RefSeq lists its product as uncharacterized. Bases 185 to 1948 code for a protein of 587 amino acids. The transcript is spliced from 2 exons. Gene Ontology annotation, molecular function: hydrolase activity, acting on ester bonds. Lineage: Eukaryota; Metazoa; Mollusca; Bivalvia; Mytilida; Mytilidae. The record is from RefSeq and is a predicted model, not a curated record.
CGCUAGUGUGUGUAGGAAGAACCAGUCCACAUUCUACUGCAUGCUACCCUCUGCAGCUGAGUGACGUCACAGGGAGACUUCCCUUCUACUUCCGCUUACUAGAUUGAACACAUGUAUUAUUAUAUUAUUGCUGUCUGCUGACUUAUAUAUUCAUCAGAUUACAGCGAUCUACAGAUAUUAAAGAAUGGAAGAAGGGUCUCGUUCAGACCAAGAUGUUUUAUCGCUUAGUCCGCACAGUGAGUGGCAUGAUACCCGGUCCGACUGUACAGAUCUUGAUGUGGCGGACUUGAUGGUAAUUGAUGAAGUGGGUCCUGAUGACAGUGAUGCAGGUGCUGGUACUUCUCCUGGGGCCCUAGGCCAUGUUGAAGCACACAGUAGCAUGACAGGUAUGUCACAGAUGAGUUUUUCUAGUCAGCCUUGUCAGGAGGGAGAAUCAGGUGAGACAAAUGAAAGCCAAUCAGAAGGAAGAGUAGUAGUGCCUUCCAAAAAUAGACUACGGAAGUGCCCUGUCUGUGGAAUAAUGUCCAGGGAAAAGACACGUCGUCACAUGAUGAAGACACACCUGCCAUGGUUUUGGUCUGGGUCCACUGCCUGUUGGGAGUGUAGUCGACAAGAGGUACAGGCGUCCUCCUUAGCGCUACGGCACACAGAAGAGCACAGACUUGGAUGUUUCUUUGAUGAGGAACAUCUUCACCUAUGGUGUCAACUGGUGACCGGCUGCCUCCAUCGUAUAAAAUCUUGGUUCGGUUGUGCCAAUCUCGAAGAUCUACUGCAGUACGUCAUUGACAGACAGUUGUAUGAAGGUGUUAAUAGCGGUUUCAAUGAUCAGGAACAGCAACUCUUGGUGUACUAUGCACAGAACUAUAGUCCUGACUGUCUGGUACAUAUCACCGCCAACCCUCCAAAUCACGUCAUUAGCCUUACAAAUUGGGAGAUCAUGGCAAGCUUACUACGACGAGUGGGCUCAGCGCAACAGCAGUCUCUGAUGUCACCUGUGGAGAUUCUCACAUACGAGGGCAGCCCCAUAUUGGACAUUGUGCCAUCACUGCCAGAGCCGUUCGUUUUUGUGGAUAGCCAUUUUCACUUGGAUUUGGUUCUGAAACGACUUCAUUUUAGGACUUUCCUGCAUAUGAAGUCAGCAAUAUCUCCAAAGGAACACAACAACUCAUUUUACUAUGGGAUUGCCAAUUAUGUGUUCCCUGACCAUUGGAAUGAUUGGGCUCUACAGGUAGGACCUGCCCAAGCUGUAUAUGUUUCAUUUGGGAUUCAUCCACAUGUUGCAGCAAAGGGGGUCACCCAAAAGCAGCUGGAAGAACUAGAGUUCCUGCUUGGUAAUCACAAAUGUGUUGCUGUUGGUGAGAUUGGCCUAGAUUUCACAACACGCUGUGACUGCAAGAGGUGCAGAACUCCACAACAGUGCAGGCAGCGGAUGAGGGAAUGCCAGGAGCAGGCAUUCAUGCAGAUGCUGGAGAUGGCACAACGGAUGAAACUGCCUGUCAUAUUACACUGCCGUGAUGAGGGCACUGGAGAAGCAGCAGCCCGUGUGCUGAAAUUGAUAACUGAAAAUUUCCCUGACCUAUGUUACCAUCGCCAUUGUUUUGCUGGGAAUGUGGAGGAGUUGAGGCAGUGGCAAAGCCUGCCUCGCGUAGUAUUUGGCAUCACUGGCAAGUUUAUUAAAGAUGCAAGCAAUGCUUGCAACACAGAUGCCAUAUCCAGAAUCUUGCCACACCAGCUGGUCCUUGAGACAGACUCCCCAUUUCUGACGCCAUGGUCGUGCUGUGCUGUCAACCAUCCAUGGAACUUACGGGAAGUGGCGGUAGCUGUUAGUGAGAGACGCAACGUCCCACUUACUAUCCUAAACUGGACGACAAAUGACAAUGCCCUAAAAUUCUAUGGCAUCCCAAAGCUGCGACAAGAUUCAGCUAGCUGGGGCCCUAGGCCCCGUUAGCUCGUGAAACUUAACAUUGUUUAUUGAAUUAGUAAUGUAAAUAUUUGUUAUCACCAAGGAUGUGUUGAUAACUGCAUAAGUGUAUAUAUAUAUGUAUAGUUUUAUUAAUGUUUUGUAUUACCCUUAUUUUAUCUUGCAUUUGAGUUUCUUUUAUAGUUUGAGAAUGUGCCUGGUUCUACAAGAAUGGGGCGGAUGUGGUGCCGCUAGUGUGUGUAGGAAGAACCAGUCCACAUUCUACUGCAUGCUACCCUCUGCAGCUGAGUGACGUCACAGGGAGACUUCCCUUCUACUUCCGCUUACUAGAUUGAACACAUGUAUUAUUAUAUUAUUGCUGUCUGCUGACUUAUAUAUUCAUCAGAUUACAGCGAUCUACAGAUAUUAAAGGUAUUCUGUUUAUUACACAUACACUUUACUUAUUUGUACCAUA